UAAGUCCUCCACAAGACGCGGAAGGUGAUUAUGUGAAAGAUCCGGAAUACUUCGAUAAACUUGGAUUUAACCUAUAUUGGAGGUGAAGAAGAACCUACACCACCACUCCCAAAAUCUAGAAUUCCAGUAGAAAAAAGUUGGGACUCAUUUAUGAUUGAUGAAAUUGAUAUAGCAAAAUGUUUUAGUUCCCUUCGCAAAUCCCUACCAAAAACAAAUCACGAGGUCCACCCACAAUACUGGGGAAUCCUUGACUUAACGGGACAGCAUAAACCAACGAAGAAAAUGUUAUGGAAGAAAUGGAAUUAUCUGGUCGAUGAUUUCCGAGUUGAUGUUGGAUGGAAAAUGAUAGGGCUUGACCAGUCCGAACUAGACUUUUUUGAUAAUAUGGAGUCGUAUCUUGAAUAUCUUAAACUACCACUUAAUGAGGGAGAACUUAUGAUCCGCUUUGUGGCCCCUGCCUUCAAUAUGAGCUUGGACCCAAAUCAAGAAAAAUUUCGAAAACAUUGGUCUGAACAACAACUAAUAGCAAGCCAGGAAAGGCGCAGAGAAGGUCAAGAUCCUAAUAAUGAGCGUGCACGUGCUGGGCAAAAGACCGAUAUUAUAAUCGAUUUACCAACAGGACCAGCUUUAGAAGGUUUCAUUUGCGAAGUCUCGGGAGGACUUCCAGCAGGUUGUCCAAAAAAAAUUUGGACAGAUAAGCUAAAACUGAUGGUUGGAAUGCGAGACAUGAUAAACAGAAUAAUGAAGACCUUUCCUGGUUUACUAUCGACGGAUUAUAUGAAAGUUGUGGUAUUCGGGUGCCAAGUUAUCGGUAAAUUGUCUUAUUUAAAGAGUAAGCAAUAGAAAUUUCUGAUAAGACUGCUAACAAGAUGUGCGCUUUUUUAUGUCACAGGCUUGCAGAUGAAUCUAUAUGCAAUGGAUGUCCGGAAUCCAGGGAUUUAUCGUUUUGGAAUAGUUGACAAG
Messenger RNA from Rhizophagus irregularis DAOM 181602=DAOM 197198, 963 nucleotides. NCBI's taxonomy places the organism in Eukaryota, Fungi, Glomeromycota, Glomeromycetes, Glomerales, Glomeraceae. The record is from RefSeq and is a predicted model, not a curated record.